Messenger RNA from Lodderomyces elongisporus, 2919 nucleotides. It is a transcript of the gene YTA12, whose product is annotated as m-AAA protease subunit. Gene Ontology annotation, biological process: mitochondrial protein processing. The transcript has a single exon. Gene Ontology annotation, cellular component: m-AAA complex; membrane. The record is from RefSeq and is a predicted model, not a curated record. Gene Ontology annotation, molecular function: metalloendopeptidase activity; zinc ion binding; ATP binding. The coding region runs from base 1 to 2919 and encodes 972 amino acids. NCBI's taxonomy places the organism in Eukaryota, Fungi, Ascomycota, Pichiomycetes, Serinales, Debaryomycetaceae.
AUGCUUCGUCCCAUUAUAUGGCGAAGUCGAACUUUGCAACUCCUGAUACUCAGGCGAGGACCAUUAUUUUCGUCUAUAAUCAGGCGACUGAUACAUGCCUCCCCAAGCCAACUUCGGAAAGCAUUUAACCCAUUCAACAAAGAUGAUAAAUUUUAUGAGCAGUACGGUAAACUCGUUGAGAAAUAUGGUAGUCUUAUGAACAACGUAUUCAGGGAAGAUGCCAGUUUACUCGAUAUGAAGUUACCGCCAAAUCCAUUCGAUCAAAAGUAUCUUCAGCGAUUAUCUGUGGUUUACGAGUUUAUGUUAGAUGAAUUUGAACUCAGAUGUAAAGAGUUUGCAAAAAGAGAACCCAAUAUGAUUAUGGACAGCACUAUUAUUGAUCAAUUAUUUAACGACAUUAAAAGUAAAUUUGAAAAAGAGCACCCUGAUAUUGUACCACCUUCCAACGAUGAGAUCACCGAGGCUGUGAGAAUUUACUAUGCAUUGGCAAACAAUAUUGCGUUCUUGGAUCAAAUGCAAUUUACAAACGAUAAAGUACAGGCGCUUUUGUCCAUUUAUGAUAAAGCAAGGGCAGAUGAUAAAGAGCUCGACGCUACUAAAAGUGCUGAAAGCCUUGGAAUCGAAACAGAAGCUGCACAUACUUGGUUUAAAAUAUUUGAAACUUUGGAGUCCACCAGUUUGGCUGUGGAAGGAACCAAAAGAUUUCCACUUUGUCCUCAAGAGUUGUUUGUUUUGAGCAACAUGAAAAUUUUGCGUGAUCGUUUGUCACAAAUGAAAGAAUCCGGUAACCCAUUUAUUUUCCCCAAUGAAAAGAACAACUUUUUUGGAGAGGGAAAAAGUGGGUUCAAUAGUUUUAAAAGGUCAGGGUCAUCAGGUGACAGUGACGGUAAGGAUCCGAAUACUAAUGGCUCUAAUAGAAAUGAACAGAAUAAGGAUAGGAAAAGCAAGAACAAAAACAACAAAGGAAAAGAAGAGAACACCAUAUUUGAAGCAGACAUCCAGAUCAAAAGAGUUUUGCAAGCUGGAUUCUUUAUUCUCUUGUCAUUCUUCCUAUUCCGAGGUCUUUUACUGACCAAUGAUGAUGAGAUUACUUUCCAAACAUUUGUUGCUGAUUAUUUGAGCAAGAAUAGAGUUUCAAAAGUUAUUGUUGUCAACAAUAGUGUUGCAUAUGUUGAACUCAAUGAUGUUGCUGGUACCAACCAGCCAAUGGGGCGUCAAAUAUAUUUCACCAUUGGAUCUGUUGAAACUUUUGAGCGUAAUUUGAGAGAAGCCCAGGAUAGAUGCAACAUUGCUCCAAGCAUGAGAGUUCCAGUUGUAUACACCACUAGGGGUAAUUCAACAAAACUUUUAAUGAGUUUUGUGCCAACUGUACUAUUUUUAGGUGCCAUUUAUUGGAUGACUAAGAAGGCGGCCUCGUCAAUGGGUGGAAUGGGAGGACCCAUGGGCUUUGGAAAAUCUACAGCAAAAAAGUUUAACCAAGAAACAGAAGUAAAGACCAAGUUCAAGGACGUAGCAGGUAUGGAGGAGGCAAAACAAGAAGUAGCAGAGUUUGUUAGUUUUUUGAAGGAUCCUGAAAAGUAUGAGAAAUUGGGAGCCAAGAUUCCAAGAGGUGCAAUCUUAUCAGGACCACCUGGUACUGGUAAAACUUUACUUGCAAGAGCAACAGCAGGGGAAGCAGGUGUGCCAUUUUAUUCUGUUUCUGGUUCCGAGUUUGUUGAAAUGUUUGUUGGUGUUGGUGCAUCUCGUGUGCGCGAUCUCUUUAAAACUGCUCGUGAAAAUGCUCCCUCCAUAGUGUUUGUUGAUGAAAUCGAUGCAAUUGGUAAACAACGUGCCAAGGGAAAUAUGUCUGGAGCCAAUGAUGAGCGUGAAACCACUUUGAACCAGCUUUUGGUUGAAAUGGAUGGAUUCGACAGUACUGAUCAUGUUGUUGUGUUGGCUGGUACAAAUAGACCCGAUAUUCUAGAUAAGGCAUUGAUGAGACCUGGUAGAUUCGAUAGACACGUGCAUAUUGAUAACCCAGAAUUACAAGGGAGAAAAGAGAUUUUUGAUGUUCAUUUAAGGAAAAUUACCUUGCAAAAGAACAUCGAUCGUGACUUAUCUGGAAGGUUAGCUGCAUUGACCCCUGGUUUUUCAGGUGCCGAUAUUGCUAAUGUUUGUAAUGAGGCUGCACUUAUCGCUGCUCGAUUCAAUGCUGACUCUGUUACAUUAAGACAUUUUGAAUUGGCUAUAGAAAGAGUUAUUGGCGGAGUCGAAAAGAAAUCGAAAUUGCUCAACCCCGAGGAGCAAAGAAUCGUUGCAUUUCAUGAAGCCGGCCAUGCCAUCUGUGGCUGGUAUUUGAAACAUGCCCACCCAUUAUUGAAAGUCUCAAUCAUUCCACGUGGACUGGGUACUUUGGGAUAUGCUCAGUAUUUGCCACCUGAUCAAUACCUCAUGUCUGCUGUUCAACUUUACGAUCGUAUGAUCAUGACAUUGGGUGGUAGAGUAUCCGAAGAGUUAAAUUUUGCCUCGGUGACAAGUGGUGCUCAUGAUGACUUUAAGAAAGUUACCAAUAUUGCACAGUCGAUGGUGUUGCGAUUUGGUAUGUCUCCCGAGAUUGGUAUGGUGAAUUAUGCAGAUACUAGGUCGCAAGAUGACUUGACCAAACCAUUUAGUGAUUCAACCAGCAAAAAAAUAGACAAUGAGGUUCAAAGAAUUGUCAAUGAAUGUUACACCAAAUGUAAAGAGUUGUUGACCGAGAAAUCGCAUGAAGUCAAUCUUGUUGCUCAAGAGUUGCUUAAAAAGGAAUUCAUUACACGUGAGGAUAUGAUUAGACUUUUGGGCAAGAGACCCUUCCAAGAGAAUAACGAUGCGUUUGACAAGUACCUUGAUGGAAAAGCUGCAUUUAAAGAUGAGAAACCCGAAAAUGAGCAUAGGGAUUGA